GAGAGCAACGCAAUGUAAUAGCAAGUGAUUUUCCAUAAUAACCGGAAACAAAAUAUGUGUUAUACAACAGGAAAUCGAAGUUGCUGAAAGAAUUGACACUUACAAAUAUGCCGCUUCAAUCGAAGUAGGACAGGAAGACAACUGUCUGAACAUAAUGACUGAAAAAACGCUGGUAUUGGAGGGUCUGCCAGACGACAUAGACAAAAUCAGACCCAAGUUGGAUUUGCACUUCAAAAACAAAAGAAAGUCUGGAGGAGAGACAUUACAAAUUCAAUAUUAUCCUGGGGACAAGAGGAAGGCUUUGCUUGUUUACCAUGAAGAUGCAGCUCUGCAGAAAGUGUUGGAUAGAAAAUGCCAUAAAAUUGAUUUCAAAAUCCCUUUUGGGGUGGUUGAGCUUCGAGUGAAACUGAAGGAAGAUGGCGGUGAAACAGAAGUGAAGAAAGUUAAACCACCAGUCUUCCCUCGCCCUACAAAAGACAAACUGACUUCUCUAGGAAAGUCUUCACCUAAAGUUGUAGAGAAGCCAGUGUCCGAGAGUCUAGCGGAUUCAGUGACGGAUAAUGACAUUAAAUUACUACUUGUCAGAACAACCAAGGAAUGUGAAAAGGAGGUCCUUAACUUGUAUUUUGAGCAGUUUGCUUCAGAGGAAGGAGAGGUCAGCAUUACAAGACAUGGAAAGAAUAGAUGGGUCCUUAAACUGUCCUGUCAGUCAGAUGCAGAGAAAGUCCUUGCCAAGAAGGAGCAUCAGUAUGGCAUUUCUGUGGAGAUGUACAAUGAGACAGCUGUUGAAGGGAAACUGGACAAAAGACGCUUCAUCCUGACUGGGUUCAACGAGACCUGCAAGUGCGACAUUGUCUCUCUAUACAUCGGCAGCUGCAGCCAAGGGGCUGAACAUGUCUGGGAGACCCUUGACGAUGGAGAAAGAGUAGUGGUCACCUUCAAACAGGACAUUGACAUCAAGUCCUUCCUUAGGAAAUGCUUGUCAAAGAAGUUCCAGGGCAUGGAGAUUGGGGCUUGCCGUUUAGAGCUGACAGACUCUGUCCUUGUCCAUGGGGACAUGAGCCAAUUCAAAGGAGAGGUGGAGGAGGCCCUGAAUCUCUACUUCUCCAGUAGGAGGAGCAAAGGAGGGGCUAUCAGGUCCCAGAUUUGGGUUACAAAUGGCAAGAGCAUGGUCAUCACCUUUGAAGACUGUCAUGUUGCCCAUCAGGUGGCAGAACACAAGCAUCAUUUUGGUGGGGUCGACCUCAUAGCUCAGCUGUUCUACUCCAGCCUGCAGAAGGCUUUGACGGGACAAACAGCCCUCCUCCCAGACAUCCCCACUGAAGUGACCCUUCCACUCAGUGUGGAACUCCUUGACUUCAUUAACCAUGACGAGACCCGCAAGCAGGAAAUUACAACUGGACUCCUUAGGGUCCAUGCUAGAGUUUCCUUCAACAUCAGUACAGAACCCCCUCAGAUGGAACUGAACAUGACCAUGGAGAAUGAGUCUUUGGGCAUGCUCAGAUUGUUCCCUACAUGGGAGAGGAAAGCCCGGAGACAGGCUCUGGCCUUGCUAAAGAAAUAUAAAGAGGUUCAGCUGCCCAUAGAGGUGAAGGCCUGGGAAAGGAUCGAGAGCGGUUGCCUUGGCCUCAAAUCCCCUGGUGCUAGCAUCUCUUACAGGAGCACCAGUGCUGAGAUAGUGGUGGUGUGUGUGCAGAAUGAGGCGAAGACCCUAGUGGAGAAGAUUGAGCAAAUGGUGAAAAAUGCUAGUGAUGAGCUCGAGAGGGAGAGGAACACGGUAUUAAGAAAAAUCCCACUGGACUCUAAGGAAAAGCUUGAUUUCAUUUGUGAUCUCGUCUCUGGUAAACUAGUGGACGUAGGGUUUUCUAAAGAUGAAGAAAGCUUUAUCAUCUGCCUAAAGGGUUUGGAGAACCAGGUGAGCACAGCAGAAGGUGCCGUGAAAGAGGCCCUGGGGAAAGUUGAAGCCAAACUCCUUGAGAUAUCAAUGCCUCUGGUGGAGUUCCUAAAGUCUGUGGACCUGAAGAAGAUUGAGAAGAACCACUUUGCCCAGAACAACAUAUCGUCUGUGUUCCUCCUUGGUAAUGAUUCCAUCCAGAUCCUGGCAGAUAGAACUGACAUCCAGAGAGCUGAAGACAAACUACACGAGGUCAUCAAAGAGGAAGUCAUCAAACUCACACCAGACCAAACCCACGUGACAAAGGGCGAACAAUGGCUGCAGUUCUUUGCCGGACUCGACGGGGAGCUCAAAUCCACCAAGAACAACCACAAUGUCAUCAUCUCAGUUUCACAGGAGAAGAUCGUUGUCUGUGGAUUCUCCAAUGUUGUAGCAGAUGUGUCAGGGAAAUUAAGGGGAUACCUGGAUAACAAGAAGCCAGAAACAGUGGACGUCCCUCUCAAAUCAGUGCAGGAAGUACAGUAUGUGGCCUCUUGUAUGAAACUCUCAGAGGUCCCUGAAAUUAAGGCCCUUGGCGUGACUAUACUACCAUGCAAAACACAAGGAUCCCCUUGCCUGAAGAUCACUGCAGCGAGGGAUAAAAUCAAAGAGGCCUUAGAUGCAGUGAAACAGCAGGUCAGUACAAUAACGACAGAGAAGUAUACCUACUCCGAAGCCGGCAAGUCCAAAGUCCUGGAGAAGAACCGAGUUGCUCUGCAGGCUAAGGCCAAGGAUUUAGGGUGUAAGCUCUACCUAUCACCAUUGAUUACCCACUGCCAGAAAUACAGCUACGACAUAGAAGGGUGCAUCACUUUAACCGUGGGUCAGGGUAACAUCUCUCAACAUGCGGCAGAUGCUCUGAUCUGCCCUCUGAGCAGCAGCCUGGCCUUCGAUACUCAGAUCGCCAAGCAAUUCCUUCAGAUGGGUGGGCCUGAGAUCAGGAAGGUGUGUGACAAGUUCCUGAAGGAAAGGCAAACUCUACAGGCGGGAUAUGUGGUCUUGUCCAACCCAGGAACCCUUGGAACUAAACACCUCAUCUAUGCAGUCAUUCCUGUAUUGGGGGAGGCUUCCACACCUCUCAACAUUGUCUAUCUGCAGUCUGCUGUCAGGGACAGUUUAUUGGAAGCAAAAAAAAUGAAGUGUGUCUCCAUAGGCAUGCCAGUGAUGGGGUAUGGCACCUUUGGUUUUUCUGUCAAAGAAAGCUGUGUAGCAGUUAUCAAGGGAAUCCUAGAUUUCAUCAACGCUGAUCAGAAACCCCCCCAACUGAGGAGCAUAUUUGUGAUCGACUCCGAUGCCAAGCUAGUGGGGGAGUUCCAAUCAGCUAUUGAAGGAAAGGGUUAUCGUCGUCAACAAAAAAACAGCAAACCAGCAAAAGGCACAACUCCAACUUCUCCCCCUGCAGCCAACGCCUCACAUAACACACCUCCACCACCACCCCUAGCGGCUAAACCAGUGAUUAUAGGUGGCGUGUCAGUGAUCCUGAAGAAGGGUGACAUCACCAAAGAGACAGUGGAUGUCAUAGUGAAUUCUAACAACCAAAAUCUGGAUCUGAACUCUGGGGUUUCUGGAGCCAUCCUGCAAGCGGCUGGGAAAUCUGUAGCAGAUGAAUGCAAAAUAAUUGGUAUGCUGAAGGCCGAUGGUGUUGUGCUCACUUGUGGUGGGAACCUAAACUGUAAAAACAUAGCUCAGAUGGUUGUGCCCAAGAAUUCUGCAGGUAUCAUCACCUCCAUAGAGAAGGUCCUUCAGCUGUGUGAGAGCCAGAAUGCAGCCACAGUGUCCAUCCCUACUAUUGGCACAGGGAAAGGUGGCAUUGAACCCAAAGAUUGCAUCGAGGCCAUUCUAAAGGGACUGGAGAGCCACACGUCACAGAUGACCUCAUCCAGCAUCAAAAUCAUUUUCAUAGUGGCCUUUGAGCAGAAGAUCUUUGACUCCUUGAGAAAUUACUUUAACAAAAGGAACCUGCCCCCACACAAAAUCAAGCAGGCUGCAGCCACACCUUCUCAGUCCAGUCUUCCCCCAAAUCACGUUAAGAUCCAUGGUGUCAGAAUUGAAUUGAGGAAAGGCAACAUUACUCAAGAAACUGUCAGAGGCAUUGUGAAUAGCACCAACGCUGAUAUCAGCUUCACAGGAGGAGUUAGUGCGGCGAUCAUCAAAGCAGCUGGGAACGCAGUUGAACAGGAGUGCAAAACCAUUUGUCCUCUGACGGCUGAUGCAGCAGGGGUGACCAGUGGCGGGGCCCUUCAGUGUGACUUCAUCAUCCACAUACUGGGGCCCCACUCUGUGGCUGAAGCUACACGACGAGUCACCAAGGUCCUGGAGUGCUGUGAGGACAAACAGAUCACCACUGUGUCCUUCCCUGCUCUUGGCACUGGUGGUGGUGGCCUUAGCGGCACAGACUCUAUUGGUGCCACCCUCCAGGGCAUCCAGGAUCAUCUAUCACUGUGCUCCUCCUCUACCAUUAUUAAACUGAUCUACAUCGUCAUCUAUGAGGACAAGAUCCUGCAGGAGUUUCAGCUGGGGCUCAACCAGUGGAAGACAGACCAGAUGGUUGAAGACAACAGUGACUAUGAUCUUGAGGAUGAUCUUUAUGGUGAUGAAGAUGACAGUGUUAUAUGGAACACUAACUCUGAGGAAGAUGACACCAGUGUUCAGACAGGAAACACAAUUGAAGCAAUAAUUGGGCCAGUGAAGGUCAAGGUAGUAUGCGGUGACAUCACUAAGGAGAAAACGGACGCCAUCGUCAGCAGUACAAACACGAGCCUCGAUCUGAACUGUGGUGUAUCAGGAGCCAUUCUAAAAGCGGCUGGACAGACAGUCGUGGACGAGUGCAAAGCCUUAGGGACCCAACCCAGUGAUGGUGUUGUCAUGACCAAGCCUGGGAAUCUCAAGACCAAGCACAUCAUCCACAUGGUGGGACAGACCAAGGAGAAGGACAUCACCAGCUCCAUGCUUAAAGUGUUAAAGAUGUGUGAAGACGAGAAAAUACAAUCGGUCUCUUUCCCAGCGCUCGGAACAGGUGCUGGUAACUUGGGAGCAGUGCAGGUCGGGAAUGCAAUGAUGGCCGCAAUAACUGAUUUACUGAUAAGCGUCAGAACUCCGUCAGUUACAACGAUUCACAUUGUUAUAUUCCAAAACAAGAUGAUAAAGGACUUUGAGGAGGUUAUGAAAACGUUCAAGAAGGUGAUCCCCAAGGCUGCAGCCAAAAAGUCAUCAAAAACUGCCAAAACCACCAGACCAACCCAGCCCAUCCCUACCAAACCAGCCCUGUUUUUGGCCAGUGCCACAGCAGCCGUGGUUUUCCCCAGUAUGGAGGUUGUGGUGUAUGGGCCCUCCCCUGCCAGCCUGACCAAGGUGAAGAAACUCCUGGACGAGCUGAUCUCUGAGGAGUGCAUUAGCCAGGACCUUCUCUCCAGCCACCUGCCCUUGCUCCUGGAGGCCCAGAAGGAGGCCAUCGUGGCCCUGAGCCAGAAGAACCAGGUCCAUGUGCUGGUGGCGUCCCCAGACAAGAUGACCAUCUCUGGGAAGAAAGACGACGUUUUCUCGGCCGUCCUCCAGAUUAAGGACUAUCUGCAGGGGGCAAGGGACAGGGAGAGCCGGGAGGGAGAGGAGAAGAGGCUGAGGGAGACAGUGCGCUGGGAGGCGGGGGAGGGAGAGACCUGGGGAGAGCUGGACUGUAGUCUAAGCUAUGAUCUGGAGCUGGCCUUCCACAAGAAAGAGAAGCUUUUUAAAUAUAACCACCAGGGGGAGACAUUCACUGUGGACCUGAAGGACAUGCAGCAGACUGACAGCAAAGGGACCAUCACCAGGGUCAAAAGGAGCCUUGUGGCGGACUCUGAAACAGCCGUCAUUCAGUUCCCACAGAGCUGGACUAGAAUGGAGGGCAAGGAUCUGGAGAUCGUCACACUGGCUUCCAAUUCAGCAGAGUACCAGAGAAUUGAGAAGGAGUUCAUUGCAACCAGCAAGAACCCAAAUACUAAUACGCAGCCAACCAUUCAAAUUAUUCAGAUCCAGAGGAUUCAGAGCAAAGACCAGUGGCAGAGGUACGCAGUGAAAAAACAGGCGAUGGAUAAGAAGUAUCCCAAAAACAAGAACGAGCUGAAUCUUUACCACGGAACAACCAAAGACAUCUGUCAGAAAAUCAACACCUGUGGUUUCAACAGGAGCUUCUGUGGGAGAAACGCUACUGCAUACGGCGACGGGACUUACUUUGCCAAAGAGAUGUGGUACUCGUGCCACGAUACAUACUCCAAACCAGAUGCCAGUGGGCUGAAGUACAUGUACCGUGCCAGGGCACUGGUGGGUUCACCCUGCCUGGGGGUGCAUGGCAUGAAGGAGCCGAACCCCCUGAACCCCGCUGACCUCCGCCAGGGGCUACAUGACUGUGCCGUCAAUGAUCUGCAGAAUCCAUUUAUCUAUGUGGUGUUCUGUGAUGCAGGUGCCUAUCCAGACUACCUCAUCAGCUUCAAGACCAUCUGAGAGAUGGGAAUAUUAUUUUAAGGGCUGCACUGAAACAACAAUUAAAAACUUGUCAAGUACUUAGGCAAGUAGACCUAAUGCCUUAAAGUGGAGUAUUGAUAUUUUCUUAGGUAUGAGGCUCUUUAACCAGGUCGAAGCUGUGACAUGUUUAGUUUAUUAGAAUCCCCAUUAGCUACUGCACAUGCAGCAGCUACUCUACCUGGGAUCCACAUAACAUGUACAAAUACAUGACAAAGUACAGAUAAGAACAUAAGAUAUUAAAAUAAGUUAUAGUUGAAGUCGCUAGUUUACAUACACCUUAGCCAAAUACAUUUAAACUCAGUUUUUCACAAUUCCUGACAUUUAAUCCUAGUAAAAAAUUCUGUGUCUUAGGACAGUUAGGAUCACCCCUUUAUUUUAAGAAUGUAAAAUGUCAGAAUAAUAGUAGAGAAUGAUUUAUUUCAGCUUCUAUUUCUUUCAUCACAUUCCCAGGGGGUCAGAAGUUUACAUACACUCAAUUAGUAUUCGGUCGCAUAGCCUUUAAAUUGCUUAACUUGGGUCAAACGUUUUGGGUAACAUUCCACAAGCUUCCCACAAUAAGUUGGGUGAAUUUUGGCCCAUUCCUCCUAACAGAGCUGGUGUAACUGAGUCAGAUUUGUAGGCCUCCUUGCUUUCUAUGGGAUUGAGGUCAAGGCUUUGUGAUGGCCACUCCAAUACCUUGACUUUGUUGUUCUAAAGCCAUUUUGCACAACUUCGGAAGUAUGUUUGGGGUCAUUGUCCAUUUGGAAGACCCAUUUGCGACCAAGCUUUAACUUCCAGACUGAUGUCUUGAGAUGUUGCUUCAACUACAUGAUUUUCAUUCGCCAUGAUGUCAUCUAUUUUGUGAAGUGUACCAGUCCCUUCUGCAGAAAAGCAUCCCCACAAGAUAAUGCUGCCACACCCGUGCUUCACGGGUUGGGAUGGUGUUCUUCGGCUUGCAAGCCUCCCCCUUUUUCCUCCAAACAUAGCGAUGGUCAUUAUGGCCAAACAGUUCUAUUUUUAUUUCAUUAAACCAGAGGACAUUUCUCCAAAAAGUACGAUCUUUGUCCCCAUGUGCAGUUGCAAACCGUAGUCUGGCUUUUAUGGCGGUUUUGAAGCAGUGGCUUCUUCCUUGCUGAGUAGCCUUUCAGGUUAUGUCGAUAUAGGACUAGUUUUACUGUGGAUAUAGAUACUUUUGUACCCGUUUCCUCCAGCAUCUUCACAACGUCCUUUGCUGUUGUUCUGGGAUUGAUUUGCACUUUUCGCACCGAAGUACUUUCAUCUCUAGGAGACAGAACUUGAGCAGUAUGACGGCUGCGUGGUCCCAUGGUGUUGAUACAGAUGAACGUGGUACCUUCAGGUGUUUGGAAAUUGUUCCCAAGGAUGAACCAGACCUGUGGAGGUCUAAAAAAACAAAAAACAAUUUGUAGGUCUUGGCGGAUUUCUGAUUUUCCCGUGAUGUCAAGCAGAGGCACUAAGUUUGAAGGUAGGCCUUGAAAUACAUCCACAGGUACAUCUCCAAUUGACUCAAAUGUCAAUUAGCCUAUGAGAAGCUUCUUAAGCCAUGACUGAAUUUUCCAAGCUGUUUAAAAGCACAGUCAAUUUAGUGUAUGUAAACUUCUGACCCACUGGAAUUGUGAAAUAAUCUGUAAACAAUUGUUGGGACAAUUGUGUCAAGAAAAAAGUAGAUGUCCUAACCGUCUUGCCAAAACUAUAGUUUAACAAGAAAUGUGGAGUGGUUGAAAAAUGAGUUUAAGACUCCAACUGUAAAUAUAGAAAAGACAGACAACAAAAAUACUUCUUAUAUACAGUUGUAUACAGCCUCAAUGGUUGUUUGUUUUUGAAAUGAUCAUGACAAUGUUAGCUGGGUCAUUCCACCAAUUCAGUGCCUUUUGAGAAGUGUAACUUCACCUAAUUUUAACAUGAUCAUAAGAGCACAUGCAUGUUCAAGAAGAGUUGUUUUCCCCAUUUCAAGGGGUUAAAUAAAGUACUAUAGUAAUCUUAAAUCAGCCAUGAAAAUAGAAGCUUGUUGUGUGCAAGGAGGGGCAAUUGAAUGCAAGCUUACAUUUCGUAUAACAUUUCUAGCCAGUCUAUGGGGAACAGGGUUGACAUGCAUUGCUCGACCUACUCAGUUUUCUACCACAACACUAGCAAAUGAACAGUAGAACCAGCUCACCUGCUUUUACACUGAUUUGACUUUCUUUUCUAAAGAAAUAGUUUGACCAUAUUAAAACGGGAGUUCACAUAACAGGGUGACCUUAAAAUUAGGGACAGAUGUAAAUUAAUCAGUAUCCUGUGAUAUAUAUAGACACACAACUGUAGGUCAUAAUUACCAUUUUAUAAAGCACUGCUGCGAAAGCAAGAAUCUCAAAUCAAUUGUAUUUUGCACAUCUGUAACCAAUAAAGAUCUGAUUGAGUCACUGUUA
Oncorhynchus nerka (sockeye salmon) is the source of this 8832-nucleotide messenger RNA. RefSeq names its product protein mono-ADP-ribosyltransferase PARP14-like. The record is from RefSeq and is a predicted model, not a curated record. Gene Ontology annotation, molecular function: NAD+ poly-ADP-ribosyltransferase activity; transcription corepressor activity; NAD+-protein mono-ADP-ribosyltransferase activity. Bases 155 to 6409 code for a protein of 2084 amino acids. Gene Ontology annotation, biological process: negative regulation of gene expression; protein poly-ADP-ribosylation. Lineage: Eukaryota; Metazoa; Chordata; Actinopteri; Salmoniformes; Salmonidae. Gene Ontology annotation, cellular component: cytoplasm; nucleus. The transcript is spliced from 26 exons.